AUGUUCGCCGCCGCGUCCACAGUGACGAGCUCUCGAAUCACCGCUCCGGUGAACGCGCGACGCGCGCGACGCGUCACCACCGCCGCGACGGCGGAGGACGCGCGCGAGACGCGCCGCGCGGCGCUCGUCUCCUUCACCGCCGCGGCGGCGCUCGCGGCCAAGUCGGCGCUGGCGAUCACGAUCCCGUCCCAAGCGUCGAGCGGUGGUCUCGGCCGCGGCUCUGGCAUCGCUUUCUCUUCCACCGAGGCGUCGAUGAGCGCGUACACGCUGGAGGGGACGAAGAAGAAGGGGAUCUCCGUCAAGCAAAAGCGCGGGGUCCUCGCGAACGCGCGCGCGCAAGCGGAAGAGGCGGCGGGCAAGAAGACCGUCGUCGAAGAAGAAGUGAAGAAGGGCAAGAAGAAGUAG
Ostreococcus tauri is the source of this 405-nucleotide messenger RNA. Its product is annotated as unnamed product. NCBI's taxonomy places the organism in Eukaryota, Viridiplantae, Chlorophyta, Mamiellophyceae, Mamiellales, Bathycoccaceae. The record is from RefSeq and is a predicted model, not a curated record. The coding region runs from base 1 to 405 and encodes 134 amino acids. The transcript has 2 exons.